CCUGCUUGUUAAGGAUGAACGUCACCUUCUUUAACCACACUGUCUUUACGCGCGGAGCUUUGCUCAACCGCAGUCAAGAACUGGCGGGGACACUGGUUGGUUGCUUCACGGGUAACGGGAGCGAAGUGACCGCGAACGACGGUGGCGGGUCUUUAGUUCUCGCGCAAGAUGAGCGCAAGCUGUUCGUGACGCGCGUGGUGCAGAUCGCGGUGCUGUGCGUCCUGUCGCUCACGGUGAUGUUCGGGAUCUUUUUCCUUGGUUGCAACCUCAUGAUCAAGUCCGAAAGUAUGAUAAACUUUCUGGUCAAGGACCGGAGACCAUCCAAAGACGUCGAGGCGGUGAUGAUCGGACUGAGUUAG
Messenger RNA from Xyrauchen texanus (razorback sucker), 359 nucleotides. Its product is annotated as reprimo-like protein. The coding region runs from base 15 to 359 and encodes 114 amino acids. Lineage: Eukaryota; Metazoa; Chordata; Actinopteri; Cypriniformes; Catostomidae. The record is from RefSeq and is a predicted model, not a curated record. The transcript has a single exon.